UUCAGAAAUAUGGCAUGAAAAAAAUUGUUGAACAUUUACAGGACCAUGAUGACAGUAUGGAGCUUUCACCUGCGUUCAAAGAAAUUAGAAAAUGGGGAGUUCCUUACGUAAAAUAUUUUGAAGUCAUUCUCUAUCCAAACUGGUCAAUAUAUCACUACGACACUUGGUUAGAUAAUAACAAUAAUAAACGAAUUGCCCACAUGACUUUCUACAAAGCUUUGAGUGUUAUAAGUGAUGAUAAAGAAAGCUCGAAUAAACUUCGCGAAAUAGUCAGAAGACUCUUAAAAGAGAAGAAAAAUCCUAUCUUACAAGCAAGUUCUAUAGAUUCUAAUUCCUCCCACAUCGAUUCCAAGAAUCAACCUGUAGAAUCAAUAAACGAUAUAAAUACCUUUAAACAAACACUAUUAAAUUUUUUCAAAUCGCGAUCAAGUUAUUCGCUGUUAAGCGCAAAUGAAGCUGUAUUACAAGUGGUUACGGAACUUUUACUGCCUAAUAACGGGAUUCCGGAAUUGUGUUUAUUGAUGGACAAUUCCAAACCAAGAGGAGAUGGAAGAUUCGGAUUUGUGGAUAUUAUUUUUGGCGAUGUAAAUUAUUCAAUAAUUGAAUUAAAAUAUGUCAACAUCUUAGGUUUAUUAAAAGCCAUUAAAAAUGAUUGGAAUGUAUCUUCAUGUACCAAUGAUUUGGCAAAUUUUGACAAACUUAUUGAGAAUGAGAAUGAAGGGGAACUUUUGAAAAGAAAUUUUAUGUUUUGGUCCAAAGAACAAAAUAACCAACAUUAA
Molecule: messenger RNA, 779 nt
Organism: Scutellospora calospora
Lineage: Eukaryota; Fungi; Glomeromycota; Glomeromycetes; Diversisporales; Gigasporaceae
Source: the annotation of a GenBank genome assembly